Molecule: messenger RNA, 399 nt
Organism: Microtus oregoni (creeping vole)
Lineage: Eukaryota; Metazoa; Chordata; Mammalia; Rodentia; Cricetidae
Product: basic proline-rich protein-like
Exons: 2
Coding region: 31-399 (122 amino acids)
Source: RefSeq, a predicted model, not a curated record
CUCGCGAUCAUUCUGUCCAAGUAUUACCCGAUGCAAAGGAAAUGGUCUGACAAAGUUGGCGUCCUCGCAGCCUCCGCCGUCCCCGCGUGGCCUCUGCCCGGAGAAACAGGAUUUGCACCCAAGCCUCACGUUCGCUGGCGCGAGGCUGCGGCGCCCCACGAGCCGGCCACGCGCCCCUCUGAGCUCCCGCGCCGGCUCCGCCCGAGCAUCGCAGCCUUGGUUCCUCCGGCCCGGCCUCCCAUCACUUACUACCCCUCCUCCCCACCAGCCCUCUCUCCACCCCCGCGGCAGCGCCCGCGCCAGGGCCCGCCCCGCCGAGCCCCCCUCGGCCCGGUCCCGGCCCCCAUCACUUACACUGCGCUGGGCCCGGCGCGUCCGGAGGCCCGAGACAAAGGCUGA